AUGGAAUCUGAUGAAGGUUAUAUAUAUAAAUCUCCUUCUGUAGUUUGGCUUCAAAAAGACUUACUUUUAUACGGCUCAGGGACGGUUUUAUACGUUUUCGAUUACAAGUUGAUCGACGACGAUUUAGUUGUGGUUGGCUUUGACAACAAAAUUUUUACAGUUUAUGACAGCUUUUUUAAGGUAUUACUAACUGGAAAAUUUAAUAAAAAAAUAUCAUUUAUCGCACUAUUUAAGGGCAAUGCAAUAAUCUGUGAUUUCUUCGGAGAUGUUUCUAUUUUGAAACUAAGCCUUGAUUCUACCAAAAGUUCUAAAAAUAGAGAUAGUGACACACAGUUGAACCAAGAGAAGACUAUCGAAGCAUCAGAAAGUGCAACUAGGGACAAACUAACUAGUGGCAGUGGAGAUGUAAUCAUACCCUUUUCUCAUUAUAGUACCAUAACAUCAUCCUUGAUUUACAAUGAUCUGCUAUUUACUGGAAAUAAAGACGGAAAGAUAUUCGUCAACUCACUGUCGAAUUUACACGAAAUAAAAGACAUUUACUUAUCACACAAAAUUUGUCUGGAUACAAGGGAGGAUUUAGAUUUACUACUUUCUCUAUCUAUUGACGAUUCUAUACGGUUUUGGGAUAUUAAAACAGGUUUGGAAGUCCACAAGAUUACCAUUGAAAACACUAAAUGUUUAAGUUAUUUUUUAAAGUCUAGUGGAAAUUUGAUAAUUCUUCUUUGCUUGGACGAGAUUCUUGUUAUCAAAUUCAGUUUUUCCAAACUAGAACUAUUAGGCUUUCAAAUGUACAAAUUAUCUUUCACAGCCCAAAUGUGCUCAUUUAUAGGAGAUACCUUGUACCUAAUUGACAAUUAUUCCAGCCUAUACAAAGUUGACAACAUUAGUAAAGUCUGUACAGAUAAUAAAGUAAAGGAUAAUAAAAUAGUCAUACCAGAUGAUUCAGCUAUCCUGGACAAUGUAGUGUGUAUUUAUAAAGGCGACAAUAAAUGCAACAAGAUAAACAUUAAAAAGAAUGUUAACGUGUAA
Messenger RNA from Theileria annulata, 1029 nucleotides. RefSeq lists its product as uncharacterized. Lineage: Eukaryota; Apicomplexa; Aconoidasida; Piroplasmida; Theileriidae. Gene Ontology annotation, molecular function: protein binding; tRNA (guanine(46)-N7)-methyltransferase activity. The transcript is spliced from 5 exons. The record is from RefSeq and is a predicted model, not a curated record. The coding region runs from base 1 to 1029 and encodes 342 amino acids. Gene Ontology annotation, cellular component: cytosol; tRNA methyltransferase complex; nucleus. Gene Ontology annotation, biological process: RNA (guanine-N7)-methylation.